GAAAGAGGAAGUACAUAACUACAUGAUUUAACAAUUCAUAGGAAUUUGAGGAGAUAAAUAAUCAAUUUGCUGAAUUCAUACCAAAGCAAAGAAUGUUUCAAGCUCCAAAGUAUACACAAGCUGUGUCAGUGAGACUGUCAGAGGUUCUUGCUGAUAUAGGAGUGGAUGAGAGGAUUGUGCUGAAGCGCAGAAGAACAUGGCUGCUGGCAGAAUCUAUGCGUAAUAUAUCAGAACAAAAUCUUCAGGAUAAAAAUGGUUCCGAAUACAUAUUAGGAAGCCAGUCAGAAGGCACAACUACAUUGGGACUUUAUUCAGACAUUGAUCACCUUCUUUUGUGUUCUAGUAAGUUCAAUACGAUUCAAGACUUGAGCCACUGGCAACCUGGUGUAAUAAAUAAUCUGACGAUCCAGGAUGAGACUGUAUCACCUGGCUACUGUUUGCUACAGUGUCUGAGGGAAGAUGUUCCUCUUCCAUACAAUGAUGUACAUAAUAAACAUCAAUUCAGAGACAGGGCAGGGAGAAUACUAUUAAGGAAUAAAAUAAUGUCUGAUGCAGCUGAAACAGCAGUAAAACAUUUCUCAUUGGGGGGAGGAGUACAACAUGGUCCAGCACAUACACCAUCUAAACAACAUGGGGUUUUUGACACAGACUUAGUUGGUGCUUUCCUCUGUAAAUCAUGGCCUCUACAAGCCAGACAAUGGUUAAACCAGCAAGGUGUAGGUCAGUGGCCUUCAGAUGAUAUGAGAAGAUACUGUAGCAGAACCGGAUGUUUCGUUGUUGGAGUUGGAAAAAAAAACAGUGAAAAUGAGGAGUUUGAAUGGAGAAUAUCAACAUCUCUAGCAGAAAGGUGUCUAAUGUUUAAUCUCAAUAUCACACAGAUUAGGUGUUAUGUGUUAAUGAAGAUGAUAUUAAAAACUUACAUUAAGCCACACUAUGAAGAUGCCAUUUCUAGUUUCAUGUGUAAAACAGUUCUGUUCAAAGUAAUUGCACAAUUUAAUACACAUUCUAAUUUCUGGACAGAAAAUAAUUUGCUUGUUUGUCUAUCAAUGUGUCUAUUUGUCCUAUACAACUGUAUUUUGAAUCAAAACUGUCCACAUUUUAUCAUACCAGGAAAUAACUUGAUGAUCGGGCAUAUCAAUCAUGAAUCUAAACCUCACCUCCUUGAAAUACUGCUGUAUAUACUUCACAGCGAAGGAACAGCAUUGCUGAAGAUUGAGUGUGAUGAACUUGGUUCAAGGCUUCAGUUGAAGUUGAAUAAUUUAUGCCCACUCAAAGUAAGUGAUACUGUUUCUGGACACUUAUUAAAAGUAACUGCAUGUAAUAUUGAUAUUAGCUUAAAGUACUGUCUAUCUUUUAUUAGCAAUGUCAGUUAUGGAUUGGCUGUACUAACACUGCUGAAGUAUAUUUCCAAACUAGGCACUAUUUCUAAUCAAUGCAAAGGACUGGACAAAAAAGCUUGCAGCCUUCUUGCUCCAUAUUUCUGUACAACACUGGGAUCAAUCCUGGCAUCCUUAAGCAUUCAACAAUACAAUGAUAUAUCAGAAGAAGCUCUCAGCUGGAUCUCACUAGGUUUGAACACCAAUGUUUCAUCUGGAAAACUGAAGCUAGCAUCUGCGUUUUACUGUAUAGGUGACAGUAAGAGAACAGAAACUGUACUCAUGGAUAUUGAUGGAAGCUAUGAUCACAACGAUGUUGAGCCAAUUUGUACAUGCCACACUUACAUCUAUCGAGUUAGGAGAAGAGGAUUCGAUGCAAUUUCUGACAAUCAUAAUGAAGAAGCUCUGCAGUACAGUACAGCCUUUUGUGUCGGAUUUCUGCCAUGUGAAAUUAACUGCAUUCCAACUGAACUACAGUAUGAACUGUUCAGAUCUACAGAAGAGGAUCUUACUUUCAGAGAAACACUUGACUACUGGAUGGACUGGGCAGUUGUUGAUUCUCUUCCUUUCUUGUAUUUUCUACAAUACAAGACCUACAGCUGUCUUGGGAGACAAGAUGACAAGCAAAAAGCACUUUCCAACCUUAUCAGGACCACUGGCCAGGAACCAAACCUUGGACACAGGGAAACAGCUCUAAAUCUUCUUGGACAAUGUAUGGAACACGAGAACCGAGCAGCAGAUGCUUUACAUUGUUAUUUGUUAUCCUUAAAUCUAAGGGAAAGAAACAAUGCUGCCAAGAUCCAUAUAUGUAGGCUUCUAUCCACUUUGGUAAAUGCAUGACCAUUCUCGUAACCAGUAACUCCUGUGCAGUGUCAUCAAAAUGAGAUUUUGGGGAUGAAGUCCAGUCACAAAAAUAAUUAUCAGUAUCAGAAAAGGCCCAUUCCAAUAGGCCCAAAUGGGUCUAAAAGGAUCACAGGAAAAAUGCCUUUACCUUCUUACCUUUUAAGUUUUAAUAUCUGACAAUUUGGACCUGGGAAAGAAAUUUUUCAAUUCUCUGUUGUUUCCCAUAUCCUAUUGUUAACUCAAGUUAUAAAUACACACCCUAAAAAAAAUCACUGAAUCGAACAAAAUAACUAAACCUUCUCUGGAAAAGUUAUUCAAAGGUUAAUUCAUUUUGAAUCUUCUGGAUACUGCUGUCCCAUUGGUUCUACUUUGCUGGUCUGUUUAUUCAAACUCAGCUGCUGCUAACACACUCAGAUUUGCAUACGAGCGACUGUCAAACAAUUCUAAGCUAGUAUGCCUACAACCAUGACUGCUUGGGGUCUUAUCGGAUAUGUCCAUCCAAUGCAGUUCAUCUGACUGCUUCUAUGGGUAAUCAUCACCUAGAUCAUGGUCACUGACCAUGACUGCCUUGGGCCUUUUGGAUACUGCUACCUGAUCACAUUCAGUUAACUUAACUACCCUGAUGGGUGCAAGCCCCAUCGCCUCAGUCAUGGUCGCCUUGGUCAAGGCUGCCGGCUUGCAGUGAUGGACUAUGCGAGCCUAUCUCCCUUUUGCCUAAAAUAUUUGUUAACUAUUAUUUUCAUGUUUGUAUUAUAAAUGGAUGUUACAAGU
This is a messenger RNA of Mercenaria mercenaria, 2990 nucleotides long. RefSeq lists its product as uncharacterized. The coding region runs from base 93 to 2216 and encodes 707 amino acids. Gene Ontology annotation, molecular function: protein binding. The record is from RefSeq and is a predicted model, not a curated record. NCBI's taxonomy places the organism in Eukaryota, Metazoa, Mollusca, Bivalvia, Venerida, Veneridae. The transcript has 2 exons.